Molecule: messenger RNA, 423 nt
Organism: Lobosporangium transversale
Lineage: Eukaryota; Fungi; Mortierellomycota; Mortierellomycetes; Mortierellales; Mortierellaceae
Exons: 2
Coding region: 1-423 (140 amino acids)
Source: RefSeq, a predicted model, not a curated record
AUGGUCCUGGGGUAUCCAUGGUCCCUGAAGCUUUCUGGAAUAGGAGGAGGGUUAGAAGGCGGCGAUGAUGGUGGUGAUGAUGACAACAAUGGCGACGCUGGAGACGUUGGGGGUGUUGAAGAUAGUGGUGAUGUUGGCGAUGCUGGCGAUGCUGCUGAUGCUGGAGAUGUUGGUAUAGCCAACCUAGGAACAACAUUGGGAAUAAUGGUAGGAUCAACCCUUAUUUCGCGUGUCGUGGUUAUACUUUCUUUGCGCGUAAAUGUUUCUAGAAUACGUUUGAAUCCUUGUCGAGCGCGUUCUGAGGGUGAUCUAAGCGGAGGCGAGGCCCCUGCUGUUACUGCUGUUACUGCCACUGGUACUGUUACUAUGAUUGGUGACAGCUGUGGUUUAGAGACCGCAGCAGUAGUGGAAGAGUCUUCUUGA